Rodentolepis nana is the source of this 1872-nucleotide messenger RNA. Lineage: Eukaryota; Metazoa; Platyhelminthes; Cestoda; Cyclophyllidea; Hymenolepididae. The record is from the annotation of a GenBank genome assembly.
AUGCUUAUAGUAUGGGUUGCAUUCGCGUUGAUUUAUGUUACAACUUCUGCAGAAAAAUCAGAAAAGUCUUUGAUUCGUUCCAGGAGGGCGGUCAUUCCAGUUGACGCAAUUCUGUGGUCUUACAAUCGAAUUCCCUACAUCAUCGACAAGUUGUACUUCAGUAAGAAUGAAUUACGCGAUCUGCAAUCGAGUAUUGAUGUCUGGAAUAGCGAAACCUGCGUAAACUUUGUGCCUUAUAGGCGUGGAGAUAAGAGUUGGGUUCGUAUCACUGACGGCACCAGUUGCUAUUCUCAAUACAUGGGCUUCAAGGGUGCUCCAGGCGAACAGAUUGUUACGCUUUCUAGGAACGGGUGUCGAUUUUAUGGACUAUAUCUGCACGAACUGGGUCAUGUCAUUGGAUUAGACCACGAACAUGUACGAGCAGAUAGAGAUGAGUAUCUAAAUGUUGAUACUGAUGGCGUUCCAGACGACAUGAAAUCCUUCUUCACAAGGAAAACCAAAAACCAACUUCUGGCUUUCGACUCACCAUACGACCUUCAAUCAAUCAUGCAUUAUGGACAAUCAUCGUUUUCAGUUUUUGCUGACAAAACACCAAUCGACGUAAAGGAUCCCAAGUUACGGCCACUUUUGAAAGAUGUUUAUGAAAAGGACAUCUCAUUUUGGGAUGUAAGAGCUGUAAAUCUUAACUACAACUGCAAAGAGCAAUGCCGCGGUUCAAAACCAAAAUGCGAAUUUCCAGGAUUCAUUGAUAAAAACUGCAAGUGUCAGACAUUGGAAGGUUUUUCGAAGCGACGGUGUAUUGAUAGUUAUGGAGCGUCAAAUUGUGCAAGAUUAGCAGAUCAAUUGGAAUGCUAUCGAAACUCCAGUUUUAUGACGGCAAAUUGCAGAAAAACUUGCGGAUUUUGCUACGUAGCCAAGCUUUCUGACCUGCAGAAGGUUCCACUUGUUGCAUGCAAGGAUCAUCAUGAGCACUGCAAAGGCUGGUCGAGGGAAGGACAAUGCGCUAAAACUGCCAGUUACAUGGAAAUGAUGUGUCCAGAGAGCUGUGGAUAUUGCAAUAAGACGAGAAGUAGCCAUUCGGCUAGCAAUAGUAGUAAUUCAGGGAAGAAUGUGGAUGAGAACUGCACGGAUCGCUAUAGAUAUACGGCAGAUUGUGAGGCCUGGGCUAAAGAAGGAAAGUGUGAAUCGAACAAGCUUUGGAUGCAUUUCAGUUGCGCCAAAUCCUGCGGUGUUUGUGGACCCUCUACUGGGUCUAAAAGGACGACAGUUAAACCAGCUCAUGGGAUGACAACAACAACUGUUGCCGCUCCCACGACGAAGGCGGACGCUGCAACUCCACCGUGUAAAGACAUUUACGGAACAGUGAACUGCCAGAGCCUGGCCGCUCGAAAUAUGUGCAAAUCCCAAAAGUCAUGGAUGAUGAGACAAUGCUCUUUGACUUGUGGAUUUUGUCACCUCGGAGAAACAACACAAAAACCAAUGACGACGACAACAAUAAGGAAACCAAUUGUGAAGAAGCCUAUGACAACGCUGACUACCACUACUGCUCAUCCAAUGACCACACAACUCAUUAAAACAAAAAAUACCACCAAUUCGACUGAAUUUCGCAGGGAGAGGAUCGAGGUUGCCAAUGCGACAGUACAAUAUCUGGAAUAUUGUAAGAUUGGCGAUCCACCGGGAAAAUGUCCAAAAUACAGAGCCAAUUGUAGAACCGCUGAAAGCUUUCGAGAGUGCCCCAAUAUAUGCAAAAAUUGUGACCCAUGUGAAGACUAUUCAAAGAAUUGUGCAGUAUUGAAAAAGAGUGGUUACUGCAAAUAUUACCCAGCUUCGACAAUUCCAAUUUGCAGGAAGACUUGUGGUGUCUGUUCUUAA